Schistosoma rodhaini is the source of this 3068-nucleotide messenger RNA. The record is from the annotation of a GenBank genome assembly. Lineage: Eukaryota; Metazoa; Platyhelminthes; Trematoda; Strigeidida; Schistosomatidae.
AGACUGGAUUGUUUCACCGAUAUUUUUACUAUUUAUUGAUCGUUUCCAAUUGAUUUGUAUUUCUGUAUGCAGUUUGUCAUAUUUCUGGUUGGACUUUUAUUUCAUGUGCUGAAAUUGAACUUACAGUAUACGAGAGGUCAUUCUUGUCAAUACUGUCCUGACGAAACAACACACAAAUGUAAGUUAUCUGUUCAUGUGUUUCAUAGAAUAUCAAUGUGUGUUAUUUCCAAUAACAAACUUCACCUCGUUUCAAUAUGGUCGUUAGGAGGUAAAAUGCACAGCUUUGUACACUACUACUACAACUACUACUACUACUACUACUACUACUACUACUACUACUACUACUACUACUACUACUACUACUACUACCACUCCAGAUCCACAUACUGUCUAAAUCAGUGACUAAACGUUUGCGUCAAUGUAAUGUCCAUUCAUCAGUAGUUUAUAUGGGUAAUCGAACUAGACGUUUCUGCUACAUUCUAAUUAGUGGAGUCUACACAUACAUAGAUUACUAGAAAGAUUUCUCGAUAAUUGUCAAAUUGAGAUUGAAAAAUGAUCAGUAGCUGACAGAAAACUGAGGUGUGAAUCAAAUAUGUGUCUUCAAAUUUAAUGUUUCAUCGCAAUGUUGUUCAAGUAAUAAACGCAUCGGAAUGCGUGGAUAUUCCGAAGUGAUCAAAACCAAUCGGACAUGAGACACACACGGUAAAACAAGCAUGAAAACCAGUGACCAAAUAGAGAUAGCAGACACAAGCGAACAGACACAAUUAAACAGACACAACCGACAUUCCACAUCACACACCAACAAGGUUUACAUGACUGUCCACUUAUCACUAACAACCUAACAACACUCAACCAAUAGUAAUUGAGUGCAUGGAAUAUACGGUUGGUGGCAGAAAAUUCUCAACGUGUCACCUGUCUGUCUCACACUCUCAUUCAAAAUCUUACUUUCGUUCAGUUCACAACCACAUGACAGAUUGCUCGAUCAUGAUCAAUACACCUCGAAAGUCAGCUUGUGCAUCAAAACUUCCUCCUCCAACAUCACAAACACCAACACCACCACCACCAACAACAACAACAACAACACAGUCGAACAUGACCAUGGUCACACGAUACACAACUGAGGAGGCGAAUGAGUUAGCCAAACUGGUAUUGAGAUAUCGGGAUAUUUGGAAAGACAAGAAACAGUCAUCCGCACUUGUCCAGAAACAUUUGUGGAUGCAAUUCUCACAGUAUCUACACUCGAAGGGAUGGCCGAGAAGGAACUGGACUCAGCUGCGUCGAAAGGGUCAGAGUUUGCUGAGGAAAUUCAAUGACAUGACAACCAACCAGUUGGAGGUGUCGAAAAGCAAUCCCAAUCCCCUUGAAAAUCCCUCGAACCACACGCCACUUUCCAGUUCCAAUGCAAACCCACACGUGAAUGGACACAUUGGUUCGGUGACCGAGAACCAGUCGAGUGUGCAUCGACCCAACUUGCCUACACUGACCCCGUCACCAGUGGUAAGCACCACCUCCAAACGUGCCACACCAUCACUCAGUUCCCCUACAAACCACGUGCAACCGAAUCCCCCAAACACAAGUGGUCCAAAAAUCCUCAACGCAUUCUCAACAGCUCACAUAUCUCAACAACUGGCCAUUCCACAUGAUGUUGCAGUGCUGCAGCCAACCACCACCAACAACAACAACAUGGUUGGUGAGGUGGCGAUUAACCGAGUUGCCUUACUGACUCCUCUGUCAUGUAUCUCGUUCGGAGUGGCGAGAGCCCAUACUGCAUCCGAAUCUCCUGUUCGAGAAGUGAAUAUGUCGAAGCCACCAUCGGACCAACCGAGUCGAAAUCCUGUGACUGCAACAAUUGAUUUAUCAGUGUCGAGUGAUGACGAGGAGAGCUGUCAAGAGUUGAGUGGAACGAGAGAUCAGGUGAACACGAAUCAUGUGAAUGAUUUGGGUGAAACGUCCGAGGAUAGUGUCACAUCGGAAUGUGAGGGAACCCCAUUGUCAGAGACGUUGAUUCACAAGCGAAUAAAAUGUCUAGAUCUGAAGAUUGAAAUUCUGCAGAUGAAGAAACAAUAUUGGUCGGAGAAACUGAAAUUAUCAACGAAAAGCUGAAUGUUUGGUGAGAGGCGAUCCAUGCAUGAACUACCAUUGUGAUUGUCAUCAAUUCUAUUCAUGUGAAUAGUGCACAUUUGUAAAUUGAAUUUAUAUCUAUGUAUGUAUACAUAUUGUGACUGACCUAUCUAUCAAUGAAUGGACAAAAAUUGUUCUUCAUUUUCAUCAUUAUUGUGUAUUCGUGUGGUGUGUGUGUGAAGUUGUUUGUCUGUUAGUUCUUUUGUUUUGAAUCGAUUUGAAGUGGAGUGUUGUGCAAUACUGGUUUGUUUCAAAUGUUGAGUGGUUGACUACUCUGUUGCAUACUGUACAUAAUUAAAUUGAAAUGUUGGUUUUGUAAAAAUCCAAUUUCUUUUUGUCUUUGAAUUAAUGACGGUGAUCGACAAUUGGUUAUGUGGAUGACGGAUGAUAGUUGUCUUAGAAUACACAUAUAUUAGACGUUUGUCAAUUUUGUUUAUUAUCAUGAUGAAUUGGUUUAUAUUGAUAGAUAUUUAUUCUAGUGAUUUCUGUGUAAUUAACUAUUUGAUAUUUCAUUGAUGAUGCAUAACAUGUUCGGUAUGUUCGGUAAUCGACAUAUGUGUAUAAUUGAUGUCAACUUGAAAUUGUUGAUGAUCGGAAGUGAAGGAGAUUGUUGAGAAUGAAUGUUCUCAUUGGGAUGGUGAAGAGGUUAAUAAUAACACUAAUAAUAAUAAUCAUUGUUUUUGAAUAUGUUUGUUCUGUUUCCUGUUAACUCAUUUGUAAAUAGAAUUGUUCAGACUGAAAUUGUGUAAACUUUCAUUGCCUGUUCUGACAAUUUUAAGUAUGUAGUAGAGAACGGUUGAAGAAUUAUGAGGAUUAUGUAGAUUACAAUAUAAUAGAAUAAUUGACUGAUGAUUGUGUUUUAUUUCGUGUACAACGUGUGUGUGGAGAUUUGUACAGUUGCCUGUGUUACUUUGUACAAUAUGAGAUAAUGAACGGCUUGUUAGAAU